This is a messenger RNA of Schistocerca serialis cubense, 3077 nucleotides long. RefSeq names its product nose resistant to fluoxetine protein 6-like. Lineage: Eukaryota; Metazoa; Arthropoda; Insecta; Orthoptera; Acrididae. The transcript has 15 exons. Gene Ontology annotation, molecular function: acyltransferase activity, transferring groups other than amino-acyl groups. The record is from RefSeq and is a predicted model, not a curated record. Bases 495 to 2840 code for a protein of 781 amino acids.
UGCGACAGUUGCCACUUGCGUCCGCUGGCGGUAACAGCGCGGUAAAUCUUCUGAUACGGCUGACGCAACCACAUAAAGAAACGGCUAAUCUGUAGCGGAACGCUGCACCGCCUCGUUACCAGUGAUGCUACAUAGUUGUUCCUUUGAUCUAGAGUUUAGAUACAUUAAAUAGUGACUGUGUGGAAAGAGAAAUACUUUUCUUGGCUUUGUAGAGAAACAGUGAAAAUAUUUGGUGAUUAGUGACCAGCGCCGAAAUUCUUGACGAUUCCAUAGGUGAAGUAACCGUUGAUAAUCGUUGACGAAGUGGAAGGAUCCAAUUGUCUAGUGGAAACAAAUAAGGCUGAUACCCCGCUCCCCGGGUCGAGAAACACGUGAGCGGCGCCUACGGCGGCCAACAGGUUGCCACGGUGCGUCAGACAAGGUUGCGGCCGCCCCUAUCCAGGCUGUCCGCGGCGGCUCGCGCCAGCAAGCCAGCAGACCAGUCUUCGGUCGCCAUGAAGCGGAGAUGGUCCGCCUCGGCAUGCGUGCUGCUGCUGCUGCUGUUGGUAGACGCAGCGAGGGCGACGGACUGCGACGAUGCAGCAGCGCCGACUGCGCUGGACCUCGAACGUGCGGUGCGCAGGAACCUCAGCAAGGGCAGCGGGCAAGCGGCCGAGCCGACAGCGCCGCGCUGGGACGCCGUCGCCUCACGAGCUCUCUUCGCGACGCAGGACGACCACGAUGGCGAAGAUGAAGUGAGCCCAGAAACGCUUUUGGCCGUCGCAGAUGAAGAAAGAGAAGAGUCAAACGAAGAUAAUGUGCAAUCUAGAACGCUGAAGGGCAGCAUAUUCGAACAUUUACCAGUGUUCUCGCUGGCCAAUUCCAAAAUUAACAACAGCCUCUGUGUAAGGCACAGUCGCAUAUUCCUCCACGAGCUAAAGAAAUACAAACUAUGGGCAUUACAAAUGUUCGACGGAGGCGCCAAGCUGGGCUCGGGGCUGCUGCGCGGCUCCGCGACGCACCUGGGUGACUACGACGAGUGCGUGGCCGUGUCUGCGCGGCUCGGCCCGCCGCCCGCCAGCGAGCGCGUGCGCGGCCAGUACUGCCUGCUCGCAGUCGACGUCGAGGUCGACCCCUCCUGGAGCGGGCCGCGCGCCGGAGACCUGCACACCGCCGUCGACCGCGCGGUCAUCUACCGCAUUCUCUGGAGCUCACGCUUCGACCCGAGCCACUUCGUGCCGCGCGCCUCGACCGUGGGCUGGGCCGUGUGCGUGCCCGCCUCCUGCUCGCCGGCUGACGUGGAGCGCGCUGUCGGCGACGCGCUGGCGCCCUACAACGGCAGCGCCUACGGCCUGUCUGUCGGCGUGCGCGCAGAGCCGCACCAGUGCUACAAGCGGCCCCUGGGCGCGCCCUCCCGCCUUCCGCCGCUCAGCACCUUGCUAGCCAUAUCAGCUCUUGUAUCAGUUGGGAUAAUAGCAAUUAUAGCCACUCUGAGAGAUAUGUCUGAGACUCCUAAACCUGAAAACCAGGGUAAUGGUUGGACAUUGGUCGAGAGCUUCUCCCUGUAUCGUACUUGGGCAGAACUGACUGGCGCUUUGUCACCUGACAGAAAUAUCGUAUGCAUCUUUGGUCUGAGAGCACUGUUGGCAAUUGUCCUAUACAUUGAGCAUGCCAUCAUUCCACUGGCUCGAAUGCCAUACAUAAACAGGGUGGAUUUUCUAGAGCAAAUGAAGAUGCCAAUCACUGUUGCACUCCGAACAGGUUCCCAUUGCACUGAUUCUUUCUUGCUUAUGAGUGGUGUUCUGGCUGCAUACACACUUACAAGAGAGCUACAGAGUACAGGCAAGAUAAAAUGGUUGAAAUGGCUAAUAGGUCGGUACAUAAGGUUGACUCCAGCACUUAUUGCCUUUGUUCUGGUGAGUGGCUAUAUAAUGGAUCACCUAGGAGAAGGACCUAUGUGGGGAGAGGUCAUAAAUCAAAAUUCUCAGCUCUGCAAGCAAUAUGGAUGGAGAAACUUGUUAUAUAUGCAAAAUUUCUUUGCAUUUGAAGACAUGUGUGGGCCACAUACUCAUCACCUGGCAAUUGAUAUGCAACUGUCCUUAUUUCUACCAUUGAUGCUAUAUUUGUUGCAUAUGAAUGCUGCAGCUGGAGCAGUUGUUUUGUUCUCUGUUAAUGCAGUAUCUACAUGGUUGAGGUUCAGUAAAACUGUGGAGCAUAACCUAUCUAUUGUCAUAUUCCACAGUGUCAAGCCAUCUCAGCUUUACAGGACAGCCAACGUUAUGUAUGGACUGCCUCUUCCAAGGGCGUCACCCUACAUUUUUGGAGUAUUGUUAGGCUUUUACAUGAAGAAAAUGGAAAAAUCUCUUAGGAUUCCAAAGGUACUUGUGGCCACAGGGUGGAUUGCUGCUAUUGUAUUAGCCAGUUGCUCAAUGCUUUUGGCUAAAAAUGUUUACAAACUGAGCUAUGUAUACAAUGUAUAUGAGGCAGCUACUUUCGCCGCAUGGGCUCCUCUUGCCUGGAGCAGUGCCCUUUGCUGGAUUAUAUUGGCGUGCCAUUCUGGAUAUGCUGGAAAGCUGAAUAAUGUUUUAAGUUGGAGGCCACUUGUCAUCUUAAGCCGUUUAUCCUAUGCACUAUAUAUGAUACAGUUCCCUGUAUUUUACUACUAUGUUGGAAUCAACAGAUCUGCCAAAGUAUUUACUGUUAUGUCGAGUUUCUUCCCCCUUCAGGGACUGGCUGUAGUCAUCAUCUUAUCUGUGAUUUUCACUCUACUAUUUGAUUUGCCUAUGCAUCACGUGAAAAAUAUUCUUAUGAGAGGCAGCCAGAGGACAGAAAAAGAACAAACAAAGGAAAAAUGUUCCUGAUGAAUACAUCAUAGCUGCAUUUAAGUUCAUGUCUUGCAUAUUAAUGUUCAUGAUUUGACUGUACCAAUUCCCUGUGAUGAACUGUUUUAGAGAGAGAGAGAGAGAGAGAGAGAGAGAGAGAGAGAGAGAAUAUGACUAUAUUCCCUUGCUUUUUUAUGUGAAGCAUUUGUAUGUAAGUUAAAUCACAUUUUUAUAAAAUAAAUGACAGUGUCUACUGAUGAUACUGCAAAAACUCCA